Messenger RNA from Parasteatoda tepidariorum (common house spider), 2532 nucleotides. RefSeq lists its product as uncharacterized. Gene Ontology annotation, biological process: potassium ion transmembrane transport; stabilization of membrane potential. The record is from RefSeq and is a predicted model, not a curated record. Gene Ontology annotation, molecular function: outward rectifier potassium channel activity; potassium ion leak channel activity. Lineage: Eukaryota; Metazoa; Arthropoda; Arachnida; Araneae; Theridiidae. Gene Ontology annotation, cellular component: plasma membrane.
UUUAAUUGAUUUUAAAAUUCUGUACUAUAAGAAGAAGAUUUUUAAAGACAAUAUGUGUGAAAAAGCUUUCAUUAUUUUUAUUACUACAUUAAAUUUUAUUUGUUUUAAAUUUGAACUAUUCAAUUAUUAAGGAAUUUCAUUCGUUUUCUUUUUUUUUUUCUCUUUUAGUUUCUUCCAGUUAUCUCCCGUUUUUUUCCCACUUUGUGCAGUAUCCUGGAAGAAAUAGGUUUCUACCUAUUACGAAAUGCCAACCCUGGGAGGACAUGAAAAUAAAACCACCGUCAUUAGUGAAAUAUCAGUUGAUGCACUUUAAAUUAACUUAAUUUUUGACUAUGCGAAUUUAAAUAUCAACUCACUUAAAAUUCUACUUAUUAUGAAAGUGUACAAACUGGGCGCCGAAUAUGGCCAGUUACUAAUAAAUCAAUCUAAAGCUAUCGAUAAGGAAAUAAACAAGCAUUCAAAGUUUUUAUUUUGAGAUAAAACGCCUCAGUUGACAACCAGUACUCAAUUUUUCUUUGUCACGCAAAGCCUUUUUGAGAGAAAAUUGUCAAUUCAUCUUCCUGUCAGUUUCAUUUUUCGAACAUAGCACACAACAACUGUUCUUCGAUGGUUGGAGAAAGCACUGCGCUGAGGAAUCGUUUGCAUGUUGCCCCAGUUGUCACGAAGCUUCUUUCGGGUUGUCAUAAAUGUCUUCUUUGCUUCUAGGCAAAGGAAUUGGAAAGCAACUAUGAAACCACGAUUUCUCAACUUUCGCGAUGAAUAUGUGACUUGAAAUUUUUUUCAAAAAAUUGAGGAUGGAAGAUGAGGAAACAACCUCGCAAAUUGUCACAGAAAAUGAAGGAACCAGUGUUGAGAUAAAAGAUAAUGUUCAAGAAGCUAUUGAUGAUGAAGAUCAAAUAGGCACUUCAUCGGGAGAAGAAUUACCAAAACAACCGAAUAAUAAUACAAGUCUAAUUUAUGAAGUUUCAGAAAACACAAAUACUAGAACAGAUGAGGAACACGAAUCAGAAACUGAUCUUCCUACUUAUGAAAGAGUAUGUUCUGUUCAGUUGGAAGAACCUCCAACUGAGGAAGAAAACCGAGAAGUUAUUGUUGUACCUCAAAAUAUUAACUCUCAACUUUCAACAAUAAAUCCCAAUGCAACUGUUUCGAAUUAUUUUCAAUACAAAAAGCUCAAAACAGAGUUGCCAGACAGCCAUUACAGUUUGAACAAACAACAAGAAGAUAUUACACGAAUCGAAUUCUUUCGGGAAUUUUUCAUAACAUGCUUUUUUCUCGUUGGUGUGUUUGCAUAUGCUAUUUUCGGAGCUUAUCUUUUUUCGAAAUUAGAACAGGAGCGAGAUGUUGAAUACAACGAUCAAAUCGACAAGUGGAAAAAUGACACGGCUAUACUUCUGGCCACUGAACUGCGCCAAGUGAUUCCCCACGAAGAAAUAUGGGCUCGCAAAGUGUUUCAGCAUCUAGAAAUAUUUGAGAGAGAUCUUUUGAAGGCUUCUGCUGUUGGGUAUAAGAGACGGGAGGACAGAAAUGGCUGUCAGAGAUGGAGUCUUGAAAAUUCUUUCGCUUUCUCUAUGUCCUUAAUAACCACAACAGGAUUUGGAGCUAUGACGCCGAGAUCUGAUUGGGGACGUACUGCAGCAGUAUGCUAUAGCCUGAUGGGUGUACCUAUCAUGAUGACUUGCCUAUACAAAUGUGGAUUGUAUUUAGCCAUAUGUUGGAUGUAUCUUUUUCACCUAUCCUGUCCAAUAGACGAUUCUUCAUUGUUACAGCCAAAAAGAAACUCUUACAAUAACUACGUUUCUACAAAAAAGACACUUAAAACUAAAUCACCCAAUGCAGUUGCACCGAUCAUGAAAUCGGCAAACGGCCAUACAAAUCAUGCCGAAAACAGUGCCAGAAAGUUUGCAGUGAAAUUACCAUGCGAGACCCAAGAGAAUCAGAAAAUCGCAUUGUUGAUGGUUGAAAAUAUCAUCCGGCACAAUCCAGAAUACUUCCCUCAUCUUGACGUUUUUUCUUUCACUAAGCAGUUAAGAAACUGUGUUUCAAAGUUAAAUACCACCGAUCCAAAUAAUAUCCGAAGUAAUGGUUGUUGUUACAAGCCAUUUAAAGCUGCAAAAACUAUUAAGAACUCGGUGAAAGGUUUAUCCCGACUGGAACGUGGAAUCGCCAUUGUAUUCGCUCUUCUUUUAUUUGUUCUGUACAUCAUGUGUGGAUCUGUAGUUCAUUUCACCCUGGGUGUACCUGCAGAAGACAGUUUGUAUUUAAAUUAUCUAAUGUUUUCGACACUUGGUUCUGGAUGCCACGUACUAGAUGAUGACAUCACUCAAAUAAUAACAGCUUGGAAAUGGAUGUGGCCAUGCUACCUAUUUUUCGGAUAUUGUAUAUUAGCCAUGAUUUUUCAUCUUUUUCACAUAAUCACAUCAACUGAUUGGUACUUUUGGGACAAAAAAUAUACAAGUCGUAUUGCUUCAUAAAAAAAAAACAUUGAGCGUAUGUGAAUAUUGAUAUUUCUUAAUAAAUAUUUGAAUUCUU